CCCGCGGCGCUCACAGACGGGCCCUGGAGAGAACCUGGACGAGGGCCAGAAGGACGCCCCGCCCCUGUAGGGCCCGCCCCCUCUGGCCCCGCCUCGCCGGGCGGUUAGAUUAAAGACUCUCCCGAGGCCCAGAGACUGCUUCAGGGAGACUCAGCCUUCAGCGUAGCACUUCAGGUGCGCGCCGACGGCGGGUCCUGCUACCGUGAUCCCACGCUGGGCUUGGGCCGAACGCACGCCUCGCCUUCCCGGCGCCCGCAUAAAAGACGUUCCCGGCCCGGGCUAGAAGCGGCCGAAGCCUUCGGCUGGACGGGGAUAUAGUGACCGGCGCGGUCCUGGCCACGCAGACCUGACUCGACGCUCUUUUCCUGCUCGCAUAGCGGAGCCGAACCCCGCACGGCAGCUCCAGGAAAGAGCGCGCGACUCAAGAAGCCGGUAUGGACCGCGGCAGCUCGGCAGGCAGCCCCCUGAUCACCAGCAAGGAGCCCGCGCCCCCAGCAGCUGCCACCCGGGAGUCGAGUCCUGGGCGAUCCGGGCCGGGACCCGUGGGCCCGGGCGGCGGCGGCGCACGCUCGGGGAGCGGGCGGCCGGCGGCAGCGAACGCGGCGCGGGAGCGCAGCCGCGUGCAGACUCUGCGGCACGCCUUCCUGGAGCUGCAGCGCACGCUGCCGUCUGUGCCGCCGGACACCAAGCUGUCCAAGCUAGACGUGCUGCUGCUGGCCACCACCUACAUCGCGCACCUCACCCGCAGCCUGCAGGAUGACGCCGAGGCAACGCCGGACGCCGGGCUGGGCGCCCUGCGAGGCGACGGCUACCUGCACCCUGUCAAGAAAUGGCCCAUGAGAUCAAGAUUAUACAUCGGUGCUACUGGUCAGUUUCUGAAGCAUUCUGUCUCUGGAGAAAAAACAAAUCAUGACAAUAUUCCAACAGACUCACAGCCUUAGGCUCUCUAUAUUCUACAAAUGCUAGAAAGUGAUGUCUGUUGUUUUUAAAUGACAUGAAAUAACUUUAUAUUUAUUACAUCAGACAGAACAAACAUCACUUCUGAAGGUUUACAUUUGAAUCCAUGGUUGGAUGUUCGUAUUUAUCUGUCUAAUCUAAAUAAAUGUGGAAUGAAAUAAUGUCUUGUGUAAAACACACAGCUUAUCUAUUCAUCAUGAGCAAGUCACAACUAUAUAGUACCGGAGAACAUACUGGAAAAAAGAAAGACAUAGAAAAGUAUAGAAUUGUGUAGAUAGCCAAAGCAUGCACACAUUUUCUGCACACAAACUGGAAAGCUAUUAUCUAUCUAACAAUCUUCCUGGUUCAAAAAAAAUUGGAGCUCCUGUUGUGGCUCAGCGGGUUAU
This is a messenger RNA of Phacochoerus africanus (Common warthog), 1343 nucleotides long. It is a transcript of the gene TCF24, whose product is annotated as transcription factor 24. The record is from RefSeq and is a predicted model, not a curated record. Lineage: Eukaryota; Metazoa; Chordata; Mammalia; Artiodactyla; Suidae. Bases 435 to 941 code for a protein of 168 amino acids. The transcript is spliced from 3 exons. Gene Ontology annotation, biological process: regulation of transcription by RNA polymerase II; developmental process. Gene Ontology annotation, molecular function: protein dimerization activity; RNA polymerase II transcription regulatory region sequence-specific DNA binding; DNA-binding transcription factor activity, RNA polymerase II-specific.